Messenger RNA from Pomacea canaliculata, 2242 nucleotides. RefSeq names its product cytochrome P450 2J6-like. The transcript is spliced from 7 exons. Gene Ontology annotation, molecular function: monooxygenase activity; oxidoreductase activity, acting on paired donors, with incorporation or reduction of molecular oxygen; heme binding. NCBI's taxonomy places the organism in Eukaryota, Metazoa, Mollusca, Gastropoda, Architaenioglossa, Ampullariidae. The record is from RefSeq and is a predicted model, not a curated record. The coding region runs from base 61 to 1641 and encodes 526 amino acids.
GAGAAGAGUCAUUGUAAACACCAGUUCCACUUUGUUGUCAAUAAGACAAGCAGCACUAAGAUGGUAUUAUUUCAACUCCUUUCCGUUCUUCGCCCCGCGUUACCCUGGCUUCUCGCGGUAACAGGGAUUUUUUUGUAUUUUGUGUACAAACAUUUUGCGAUCGGGAAAAAGCCUGUGCCUCCAGGUCCUUCAGGUGUCAAGUUGUUCUUUGAAAUUUUAAAAGCGUUGAAAGGAGGAACUCUGCAUUUACUGGGUGAGAAGUGGGCCAGACAGUAUGGAGACAUCGUCAUGUGCAGGACCAUCAUCGGAAACUUGUGUUUCCUCAACUCGGCGAGACUUGUCAGACAGGUGUUUACCGACAAGGGGACAGAACUUGUCACCAAUGAUCGACCUCCGUCCUACACUGGAGCUGUGUUGGCCUACAACUUCAAGAUCGUGGGAUUAAGUGAUGGAGUCAAAUUAUCAGACUGGUCCAAGAUGAGGAAACUCUUUCAUUCCACUCUCAAGUUCUAUGGAAGCGGUGUAGAGACUUUUGAAGUGAUGCUGCGAGCAGAGUUAUGUCGCUUGACUGAAGCUCUAGAGACGGAAAUAAAACUAGCGGGUGGCAAUGAUCGCCAGCUUCCAGAAUGUCGGUGUGACCUGGAGAUGGAAAGUUUCGUGCCCAUUUCUAUUCGACGUGUUCUAGCAACUUUGAUCACAGGUGAAGCCCAUGGGCCAGAUUCCAAAGUACCACAGCUAGUUGGCGAUUGGGCAGUGUGUCUACAGAAAAUCAUAAGUCCUACCACUGACUAUCUUCUGUUCACUUUUCCAUUCCUGCGGUUUCUCCCUGGAACCUACUACAAGGAGCUGUGUGACAGGACCCACAAGUGCCGGGAUGCCUUCAUGGAAGAAGUCUUCACCAAAGCAAAGGCUAAUCACGUUCCUGGUAAGCCGAAGGGGAUGCUGGGUGCUCUUUUCGAUGAGCAGGUGAACAACAGCAGCGACUGGCUUACAGACGAUCACAUCCGGGGGAUGAUGAUUGACAUUGUUAUUGCUGGGUAUGCUACUUCAACUGAGUUGCUCAAGGGAUUUUUCCUGUUCAUGGCUCACCAUCCUCAAGCCAUGAAAAGGAUUCAGCAAGAGAUAGACAAAGUCUUGGGACUUAAAGCACCCUCCCUUAACGAUAGAAAGAGCCUGCCUUUCAUAGAAGCGGCCAUAUUGGAAGUACUUCGAAUGGUUUCUACUAUUCCGCUAUCACUUGGACACGAGACAAGAGAUGAUGUCGUCACUAACGGCUUUUGCAUCCCCAAAGGCACGAUUCAAUUAGGGAACAUUUGGUGGAUGAACCGAGACCCGACAGCAUGGGAGGAGCCUGAUGUCUUUCGUCCUGAACGUUUCCUAGACAACGAGGGUCAGUUACUUCCCCCUACUCACCCUACGCGAUGGAGACUACUUCCCUUUGGAGUUGGGAGGCGCAGCUGUCCUGGGGAGAGUUUCGCGCGCUCGCGGGCCUUCCUCUACGUCACAACACUCUUACAGAAAUUCGACUUCCUCCCGCCUGUCAACCAUGACUUGCUUCCCCUCACACAAGAUUCGUGGACAGAGGGCGUUGUCCUGCAACUUAAGCCAUACUACGUGGCGAUACAGAGAAGGUCACAGUAGACAAAUGGAUAAAAUGCUUGUACUCAAUAAGAGACAUGAAUUGUCUGCUCCUUACCUUUGUCAGACUAUUUUUCUAUUGUUCCAAUAUUCACAAAUAACAAUGUUAAUCUGUCAUAUUUGUGUAACACUGUCAAAUAUUGCAAACGGUUUAGUUCUAAAACUCUAUACAACAGACCUAUUACUUGUCACUGACACCUUUUGGCGAUAUAUAACAAUGUUAAAGAAUGUUAAAGCUUGCUGUUUGAUUUUACUUUUAAUUUUUCUGCUCAGGCGCUCGGAGCUAUCAUCCUUGCAAAGUUAUAUUAUUACAGGUCUUUCAUAACAUGUUUGUGCUGAACUGUACUCUAAGAAUAUAUCUAUUAUUUGGGCUUUACAUUAUGAAUAUCCGUGAACUAAACUAAAGUGGAAACAUGGAAAGAUUGUGCGGGAAAAAUAUUUGUCGUCCGAAGGAGAAAAGUGUGAACAAGUCAAGAUUCAACAGUGAAUACACGUCCAUGGUCCAACAACCACGACUUCAUUAGAGUUUGUAAAGUUUGCAUGAUGAUUUUUAUAUACUGUUAUAUGUAUGUACAUAUUUUAUUAAAACGACUUGUCUCUUGUC